Peromyscus leucopus (white-footed mouse) is the source of this 3251-nucleotide messenger RNA. It is a transcript of the gene Ncald, whose product is annotated as neurocalcin delta. Gene Ontology annotation, biological process: calcium-mediated signaling. Gene Ontology annotation, molecular function: calcium ion binding; actin binding; tubulin binding. The record is from RefSeq and is a predicted model, not a curated record. NCBI's taxonomy places the organism in Eukaryota, Metazoa, Chordata, Mammalia, Rodentia, Cricetidae. Gene Ontology annotation, cellular component: cytosol.
GCUGGGAGCGGCAGAGGCGGUGGAGGGGCUAGCAAGAGCCUGAGCCGAAGAGUAAAGCCACCUUGGACGAUCGUUGAUCACCUCAACGCUGGUCCCGUGGAGCCACCUGAAAGCCACAGCCACACAUUGAAUUCUUGCCACCAGGAUGGGGAAACAGAACAGCAAGCUGCGCCCUGAAGUCAUGCAGGACUUACUGGAAAGCACCGACUUCACGGAGCAUGAGAUCCAGGAGUGGUACAAAGGCUUCCUGAGAGACUGCCCCAGCGGACAUUUAUCAAUGGAGGAGUUUAAGAUAUAUGGGAACUUUUUCCCUUAUGGGGAUGCUUCCAAAUUUGCAGAGCACGUCUUCCGCACCUUUGAUGCAAAUGGAGAUGGGACAAUAGACUUUCGAGAGUUCAUCAUCGCCCUGAGCGUGACGUCACGGGGCAAGCUGGAGCAGAAGCUGAAGUGGGCGUUCAGCAUGUACGACCUGGACGGCAACGGCUACAUCAGCAAGGCCGAGAUGCUGGAGAUCGUGCAGGCGAUCUACAAAAUGGUUUCCUCUGUCAUGAAAAUGCCUGAAGAUGAAUCGACCCCAGAGAAAAGGACAGAAAAGAUCUUCCGCCAGAUGGACACCAACAGAGACGGAAAACUCUCCCUGGAAGAAUUCAUCCGCGGCGCCAAAAGCGACCCAUCCAUCGUGCGUCUCCUGCAGUGCGACCCCAGCAGUGCCGGCCAGUUCUGAACCCUGCACCCCAAGGACGCUACAGCUGCUCGUGUCUCCUGAUUAGCGUUUGAACUUUUUUUUUUUUUUUUGGCCAAACAAUAUCGAUGGUGACGCUGUCCCCUCUCCGGUCAGAUGUACCUCCCUGUGACACCUCUGCCUCUUGCUUCUUUCAUCGUGGAUACUUUGUGGGAAUGCCCAGAGCCCCAUGUGCUGUGGAAAGCAUGAGCUUCGUGGUGUUCCCUGCUGGAGGCUUUUUAAUCAUCAUUAUUUCCCCCUUUGAUUCUAAUAUCUCUGUCUUAAAACCCAAGACUUAAAACCCACCCAGCCCAGAGGAGCUUUGUUUGAAAGACAAAACUACCAUGGGUCUGUUGUCACGCAUGCCCUCAGGGCCAUCACGGGCACCUGGGGCUUGGUUUCCUCAGAACAGGUUAUACCCUCUGGGGAAAGGCUAGGAAGGGGAGCUGGGAGGCUCACUCCCCUCUCUAACCCAGCAGGCUGUAGUUUCUAAGCUGUGAACAUUUCAAGGUAAAUUAACAGAGGAGAUGGGAAGAGCAGGCUCAGCUAUUUUUUCCACAGGUUUACACGAGUUGAGCUAAUAUGAGUUUCUUUGAAAAAAUCCAACACAGAUGAUAACAUAUUCCAAAACCAGGCCCAUCUAACUGCCUGCUUGUGAUUUAUAAAAGACUGCUGUACAUAAAACAUUGGGUAUUGCAGACCAAAUUAAGUGUUUUGCCUUGUAAAUGCAUGUGUAGAGAGCGCUAAUACAAUCUUACUACGGAAGACUGUUUUUAGUAGCUUAUUGUGAAGCCAACUACAAUGAAUGUCAGUGUCUUGUUUUAAAGUCAUAUCUGUCUUUGCACAAAUGUACCAGUCAACAAGUAUAUUUUAUAUACUCCAUAAACUUACACAGCAAUGAUGACGGGGCCUGGCUUUGAUUUCUGAAUGGUUCCCAGAGUCAAGGUGGCUGGAGGACAUGAGGAAGGCGGCUUUCCAAACGUCUAGUCGGGCACCGGGAGCCCCACACCAACAAGGACCAAGAACCAGCAGUGCACUCGUAGCCAAUGCAGGUGUGACGCUUCCCUAAGCAGAUGAAUGUUCUACAGACAAACAGAGACUUCUUAGCAGUUUAACCCACACCCUUGGUGGGGGAGCCACAUCUAGAAUGUUCAUUUUUCCUGCCCACAGGGCCCUUCAAAGAGUCAGGUGUGGGACAGCUGUAGUUCACCCACUGUAAGAGCCAGCGAGGGGACCUACCAAUGGGGGUCCCAACAGCAUUCUCCCUCACUGUGCUCUUUGAAUGUAGCAAAGUUGAGUUGCUGCUUGGGCUGGUCACCUCACAUACAUUGAAAUGAGGGCUGGAGGUAAGAACUUCUGGCCACAGGAGAGCCAAAGCCCCCCAGACAGCUGGCAUCAGAAGGCCCAACUACUCAAGGAUGUCGGUGGCAGAACCUGCCUGAGAGGAGGUGGGAAGGUCUGCUACCAAGCCACUUCCUGUAGGGCAAGAACCACAGAAAGAUAAACACGACCACAAGGAAAGUGAUGCCACGAGGUCCCUGCCAGUCUGCAGCCGUCCCCUGUCCCCCCAAACACCACCACGGUGACUCGCACUCUGGCAGAAGUUCAGACUUGAACGGUGGAUUAAAAUGAAUUACUUCAGGGCUUGAAAUUUUGAGACCUAAAUUUUGUAAUUUUAAUUUUCCCUGUUGUCAUCUCCUUACAUUUUGUACCAAGGCUUGCCAAAUCCUGUGGGCCAAAUGGUAAAGUCUGUUUUUGAACAGCAGAGUGAGCCCGAGCUGUGGAGCACAAACAGGUCAGGGACCCAGCACACUGGUCUUUGGAAAGUGGACCCAACUGUCCCACUCUGAAUUGCAGACUGAAUCCUCUUUCUGGCUCUCAUUCGAUGAGUGGCAUCAGUUAAGGCUGAGAGCCCGCUCAGGCUCUGCCAGACCCUCUGUUUCCUAGAACUUCGAGCUGAGGUGGGACUUAGGGAAGGUGGCUUCUGGGUACUGGGAAACGGGAGCGCCAGAGGCAUGGGCUGUGAGCCCUGCGGAAGGCAUGCCGAGUUCCAGAACUGGCUAGCCACCCAGACAAAACACACUGCCUGUGUUCUCCCUGGGGCUGUGUCCCCUCCUCCCCACGGAGGUGUGGGGUAUGUCUAAUUUUAUACAUUUUCACCAAGGAACUUCAUGGCACCUGGAUGACUGAGCGCCUGAAGACACGUCACUCUGAUGAGGCAUUGUUUGGGCUGUGUUUGGGAAUACCUGGAGGAAGGGAGUCUUAUUUGUUCCAAGUAAAGGCAGCCGGUGUUGUCCACGGGACUGGACUAAAUGGCUUAUGACUUGAAGGAUGCUUCAAAGGUGACUGUUUAUACCUCGCUUAAGAUGGAGAAGGGAUGCUGUGGGUGCUGUCCCACCCCAGCAAUACACCCCAGGGGGACUUUCUACAAAUGAAUUUAAUAAUAUAUGUCAGACUAUGUGGUGUGGUCCCAUUCAGUUGAUUGUAUAGCUCUUGCCUGGCAUUAAAGCAUGUUUAUUAUUUAAUAUCA